UUACCACGCUGCACCUUGGUCCUCUCUUUCUCCCGACGACAACCGUUACAAUUGCAAUAAUGCCCUUUUGGUUUUCAGUUGUUCAUGUGUUUGGAGGGGCUUUUCUGGCUUUUAGAUCCAAGUGGUUUAUUGAACAUGCACUCCCUUAAAGGUGAUGUUUUUCAUAUUGUGCAUGUCUAUUUCAAUGAAUAUGUUUAUUUGUAAUGCUGUGAAAAAACAUCCUUUCUAUUCUUUCUGCAUUGAUGUUUGUUGUGGGUUUUGAUGGGUUUUGAUGGGUUUUGAUGGGUUUUGAUGGGUUUUGUGAACUUGUCUCUGUGAAACACUGGGUAGACCUACUAUAGGGAGCGAUAGAGCCAUACAGAAAGUCACUAAGAACUGAAAAGACAUUUGUGUAAUCGUAUCGGUGUGUUUCAUUGUAAAUCCAUUUUUAAACAAGCAAACCUACGCCUGAAUUAUUUAAUCAACUUUGCUUGUUUGUUAUAUCUGUCUCAGACUGUUUCCCUAAAUGGGCCUCGAGAACCUGUGACUUUGAUUAGAUAGAUGUUAUUCUAAUACAGUGUAUUUCCUUAUGGUGAUCGUCUUCUCAGGUUGAACUGGAGUUACAGUAGCUAAUUGCUCAUUUCUAGCUAGUAUCAUCCAUGCAGCAUUUCUUAUGGGAUACAACAUUCUCCCAUUGUACGAUUGACAACAUCACAAUGGUGUAAGUAGCAAAGUUUCACAAUGCGGAAAAGGCAAAUGUGAUUUAUUGCUUCUUUCGCUUUUGAUGCAAUCUCUCACCUCCGAAUCCUGUUGAGCAGCAAUAGACAUGCAAGUGCUACACUUCAAAACAAUGGACAAACGCACAUUUUUUUUUUGCCAGAUUGUGAUGAUACAGAUACAAGAUCCUUAAAACAUCCUAAAACAUUGGCAUUUCUGUCUGACGUCUAGAUGCACAGUAUCUAGUUCUUAAUGAUUAUGAUACCAAAACCAAAAUGACUGAUCAUAUUGUAACUUUAUCUCAUGCAAAUACAUUCUUUAAGCAUGUUUAACUGACUUUCUACAGAAUGUGGUAUGAAAUACUUUGAACAAACGUAGAUGUUUUUGGCAGUUUUAUUGUGUGUGUGUGUGUGUGCAAUGACACAGAGGAAGUGAGGGUGGAGAACCACUAACCACAUUGAUCAAUUCCUUUUUGCCCUGCCUAGUCCUUAGAAGAAACUAACACAGCAGGAGAUAAAGAAACGGUAGAGUACAGCGAUUCACAAAAUAUCAUCAGAAGCACCAUAACAGUAAAGUGAAAAGGCAUGGUUGUUUUAAGUUUCUAUAGGACGCCCAUCCUGUGCUGAGUUUGGAAAUGUUUGGACAGAUUUCUAAUGGUAAAUGUGUGAUGCAGGGUUGAUAUUCACGGGGAAAUGUUUGGCACUGUGUAUGGACUGAUAUGGAUGACCGUCACCAUGAGCUUGUUCAUCUCAACGGGACAUCCCUCGCCCACACCAAUGCCUGACCAGUAUGCCAGAGGACUGGAUUGGUUGAGCCGGUAUGGGUACCUCCCUCCUCCUGACCCUCGCACGAGCAAGCUGCAGACGAAGGAUGGGGUCGAGCAGGCGAUCCGCGAGAUGCAGAGAUUCGGAGGGCUCGAGGAAACGGGCAGACUGGAUAAAGACACUCUCAAUCUCAUGCAGACGCCUAGAUGCUCUCUCCCUGACAUUGUGGGAUCAGAGGACAUGUUGAAAAGGAAGAGGAGGAGGAAGAGAUACGCCCUGUCAGGCCUUCGCUGGGAUAGGACCGACCUGACAUGGAGUGUCCACAGUUACCCAAACCCCUCCCGUUCGACCUCUGUCUUCCGCCCGGACACGGUGGAGGCGAUCCUGACACUGGCCUUCAAGGCCUGGAGUGACGUGGCCCCCCUCAGCUUCCGACAGCUCUCUGGGAGCGACAGAGUAGAUAUGGGGCCCGGAGGGGACAUCCGAGUGUCUUUUACCCGCUCACUCCAUGACGACGGGUACCCUUUCGACGGUAGAGGGGGCACCCUUGCCCACGCCUUCUUCCCGGGGAGGGAUGACGUCGCCGGGGACACGCACUUCGAUGACGAUGAGUACUGGAGCUAUGGAGGGGACAGCAGUAGCACAGACCUCUUCACAGUGGCGGUGCAUGAGUUUGGCCACGCCCUGGGUCUGUCCCACUCCUCCUCGGAUCCCUCCAUUAUGAGGCCCUACUACCAGGGAGCUGUGAAAGACAUCUCCUCCUACAACCUCCCUCUGGAUGACAGGAUGGCCAUUCAAGAGCUCUACGGGAGGAAGGAGAGCAAGCCUACAGUGCACCCUGGUGGCAGUGGUUCAACUCCCAGUCACCCUCGCCUGCCCAGUCCUCCACCUCCAAGGCCAACAAAACACUCGGACCGCUCUUUCCAAAGUCGUUGUGAGGGCGGCUUUGAUGCUGUGGCAAAUAUCAGAGGGGAGGUCUUCUUUUUUAAGGGUCCACAUUUCUGGAGGAUGCAGAGGACAGGUAAUCUUGUCUCCCUCAACCCAGCCCUGAUUAGAAACUUCUGGAUGGGGCUCCCCCCUGAAACCAACAAGAUCGAUGCCGUUUACGAGAGGAAGAGCGAUGGCAUCAUCAUCUUCUUCAUCGGGGCUCAGUACUGGGUGUUCAAAGACAAUGUGGCCCGCCCCGGCUACCCCAGGCCUCUGGCAGAGUGGGGGAUGAGGACCAAGGACGGCGAAAAAGUGGAAAGAGUGGAGGCUGCCUUCGUGUGGGCCCACAACGGGAAGACCUAUCUAUUCAGCAUGGGUGAGUUCUGGAAGUUCGACGAGGGCCGAAAGGAGGAGGGGAGGAAGCCGGAGGGGGGCUACCCCAAAGACGCAGCCCUCUGGAGAGGGGUGCCAACGGACCCCGAUGACAUCAUCAGCUGGGGAGAAGGAGAUGCUUACUUCUUUAAGGACAACCUCUAUUGGGUCAUGCAGAGAGGAGGACUGGACCAAGAUAAUGUCUCUCCAAAAUCCAUUGCGGUGGAUUGGCUCAGGUGUCCACAUGUACCCACACCUACACCCCACCUUCCAGCCAAUCCUCAUCCAAGGGGAAAAGACUGCAGCUGUGACUUGAGCAGAGCAUCUGCAAUUCCCAUUUGCAGUUGGUUGAUCCUGCUAUCUGUCGUGGUAGUAUUCAGCUGAUUUGUUUUAAAUUAACAAGUUAAUAAAAUUUGUAAAACACA
This is a messenger RNA of Oncorhynchus tshawytscha (Chinook salmon), 3184 nucleotides long. It is a transcript of the gene mmp25b, whose product is annotated as matrix metallopeptidase 25b. The coding region runs from base 1389 to 3143 and encodes 584 amino acids. Gene Ontology annotation, molecular function: zinc ion binding; metalloendopeptidase activity. The transcript has 10 exons. NCBI's taxonomy places the organism in Eukaryota, Metazoa, Chordata, Actinopteri, Salmoniformes, Salmonidae. Gene Ontology annotation, biological process: extracellular matrix organization; collagen catabolic process; proteolysis. The record is from RefSeq and is a predicted model, not a curated record. Gene Ontology annotation, cellular component: extracellular matrix.